CUAUCAUUCGUAGGCCCCGAAUAUGUGAUAUAACCGCGGAAAUUGUCUUGACACUUAUCUGCGAAUUCGGUCACCGCGCUUCUUCGCUACCUUUAUAUACAGAUACAGAUAGAGCUACAGAUACAGAUACAGAUAUAUAUUUAUCAUUGUCCGCGAGUGGAGCUCUUAUCAAAUCAACAAAAGGCUUAUAUGGCGAACCGCAAUAACGAAAUGGGCAAACAAAAUUCUCCCCCUCCAAUAGCCCACUUAUAUAUUACGGUUAUACUCGUAUGUACAAACGGAAAGUAAACAAUCCGAAUAAAACUUGGCUAAAACAAACCUGUCGCCGCUCCAGUCGCAGUCGCAGUCCCAGUCCCAGUCGCAUUCGCAUUCCCAGUCGGAGUCCAUCGUUAACUUGAAGAUCGUUUCGAGUGGAGGGAGCCCUUAGUUCAGUCCGCGCCUCGUGAUUUUAAUCUGUUUGGUUUGGUUUUUGUCGCAGUCGGAAUUGUUUCAAAUAUAGCGUCAUGCUUUUGGGAUUGUUGUCGUUUUCGGGCUGAGAUUGUGCUGGGCGGCGGGAUUGACGGACGGACUGCCGGGGAGGUGGUGACGGCAAUUAGCGAGUUCAUGUGGCAAACACCUCGAAAGAAUCACGUACCGAAAGGGUAUAUUUCCCAAAAGUGAUUGAUUGUAAUCGUUGUUUGUACACACUACAAUAUAUGUACGGACGCGUGGAAACAAAAGCGGAGAAAACCCUCAAAAUUGUGUGUUUUGUCAAACCUUUGAGAGGAAUAGAGCUAAAGUUACGUCGCGACGGGGGCUUAAACUAUUGCGGGGGGCGAGAGGGAUCUUGCUGUGUGCGAGUGUGUGCUUCGAAUGCAAAUGCAGCCAAAUCGUUAUUAUUGCCGUUAUCGAACUCAAUGUCACCUCCGCAUUGCUGCAAGCGUUUGAUACGCCCCUACAUACGCCUCAUGCAGCUGCCAAUCUAUCGUCCCGCAGCCGCCAACCUGCUGCUGGGCCUGACUUCGGUGGUGGGACUCGUCGGCGGGGCCUACCUGCUGCAAUGUGGCGCCCAGCGUCUUCUUGGUAAAAUAGCCGAUAGGAAGUGGAAGAAGGAGGAAGCCAGGGAGCAGCAGAGCUGCAAUGUCUGCUGUGCAGACUUGGACCAGAGCAGUCCCAAAACCUAUGUGACAUGCUGUACAUGCGGAAAGUGCGUUUGCCGCGGACCCAAGUGCGCUGACUGGCGGCCCAAGGAUGCCGACUGGGAGUGCCAGCUGUGCCACAGCUCCAAGGAGUCGCUGGCCCACACCUCCUCCUGGGUGGCGGAGCAGAUGUCCUUUAACCAGCACAAGUUCGUGUAUCCGAUGCGGGCUCGCAGCGAGGUCUACAUACCCAUCACUGGCGAUGGGGAUGGCGAUGCCAAUGACAGCACAAUGCACAUUGAGAGCAUCAGCCAGAUAGGGCAGAGUGUUCAUCUCGACGAGCGCGCCAAGAUUCGUGCAUAUGUGGAGGAAAUCGUGGCGGAGAUGCUGGGCGGCAGUCUGGAUCACAUCAAAGUGGGACAAUUGUCCAAAAGCGAAAACUACUUGCAAUUCUUCCACAAAUUUCAUGCGAAACUUUCGAACCUGCUUAUCAAUGUGGAGAGCGACCUGCUCAAGGGAGAUCUGCCGGCCAUUGUCAAUGGGAGCAACAGCAACAACAACAACAACAACAACAAUGGGGACUCCGAGUCUCUGGCAGACAUCUCGCAGACCCGUCUACGGAGUCUCAUCGAGACCAUCAUAGCGGAGACGCUGCGCAACAGUGCCCUGAGCGUGAGCGGAGCCGUCUCGGAGAUCAGCCUGGACACCCGCUCGCUGGCCGCCGAGCUGCCGAACAAAGGGAAUGGGCUGAAGCGCCGACAUCGCACGGAGCACUACUUCGAGCCGAAGAUCUAUCAGGAUCUGCUGGCCACAGCGGUGCUCAAUAAGAUUGCCGAUAAGGAAGGGAACACAAGGUUAAUAUCGGAGAGCACACCAGACUUGAGUGGUCACCUCAUUGAUGAGAAUUACAAUGCCGAAGCGUUGAGCACCACGUCCGGUAGUUCCAUUGAGCCCCGAAGCGAUUGCAGCCUCACCGACCAUGAAUUGGCACUGGAUACUGGCAAAUCCAAGUCCCUGCAGGCGGAUUUGGAGCGUGAAUCGGUUUUGAGUGAUUAUAUAGCCGCCCACAUGGUUCCCCUUCCGGACUUUUCGGCAUCUGUUACUGAGUCGGAGGAUGAUGUUGGAUCAAUCUCCUCGAGCAUGAUCGGCGAUGGCACUUGGGAGGAUAACUGGCUAUUCAAGAAGAAGCGCAGCUCCGUGCAGAGCUCGGUCACACCGAGCAGCAUUGGCAUGCUGGUGCCGGCUCCCAUGGAGAAUGUGCGUGCCCAAAUCGGCGAUAGGACUGCGGACGAGGUCAGCGAUCUGUCGGAGCUGGGAUCGGAUGUGGAGGACAAUUCGCUUGAUUUGCUGCGCUGCAACGAUCUAAACGAUCGCCUGCUGAGCAAGCAUCUGAUCGGUGGCCAGAACACAAAACUUGUGCUAGACGAGCUCGUAGAUCGGACCAGCCUGAUCUCCCACACCCUACCAGAGGAGCAUGAGCCCGCAUUUACGGAAACCACAAACACGUUCGUCGUAGCAUCCUCUGCCGCGACAUCUGAUGUUAUAGUUUCACUACCAUCACCCAUGGUGUUUCAAGAUGACUCGAUGAACGAGGAGCUGGUCCAGACUCCCAUUGCAGCCCAAGGCGAAACUGACGAACUGGCCAGCCUCGAAGGUUGCAUUGGUUACAGCACAGUAGAAUACAUUGAUGAAGAGCAGAUGCGCGAAACCACGCCGUCAGUUAUCGAAAUACUAGCCGCCAUUGCCUUGGGACCGAUGCUAGCGGUCCCAGCAUCGGAGCAGCCGGGGGUCAUAACUCCGAGUGAGAUGCAUACACUAAAGGAGCUAAGCGACUUGGCGCUCGCCGAAAUAAACGCUCGCACAAUGGACCUGGCGCACCAUUCACUUGACAUCAUAGAAGAGGAGAAUAUUGAAUUAAUGCCGUUCACCGGGAGUGUCUCAGAACCUUCCACUAUAAAUGUCCAUCCAUCAACUCUGACAGACCCAACAACAAACCACCAAUCUACAGAAACAACAGCCGCCCAGGAGCCAAAAAUGGUACCAAAACCUGCCAUAGACAGUGAUGCGCCCAUACAUAACCCAUCGACAACACAAAUUCUAACAGUAGAUAAACCAGCAGCAUUGGAUCCUCCGGCAGCAGUGGAAAUCAGUCCUGAAACGGACACUGUUGCUGUUGAUCCUCCUCCGCCAGCAGCAGCGGAAAUCAUAUCAGACACAGAAACCGUAGCCGUGGAUCCGCCAGCUGCAUUGGACAUCUCUCCAGCCGCAGAAACCGUAGCUGUGGAUCCUCCAGCAGCAGUGGAACUCAUUACAGAUCCUGAAACCGUAGCUGUGGAUCCUCCGGCAGCAGCAUUGGAAAUCAUUCCAGACGCAGAAACCGUAGCUGUGGAUCCUUCCGCACCAGUGGAAAUCCUUCCGGAAACACAAACUGUUGCUGUUGAUCAUGCUCCUCCAGCAGCAUUGGAAAUCACUCCAGCAGCAGAAACUGUAGCUGUGGAUCCUCCAGCAGCAGUGGAAAUCAUUUCGGAAACAGAAACUGUUGCUGUUUAUCCUCCUCCUCCAGCAGCAGUGGAAAUCACUCCAGCAGCAGAAACUGUAGCUGUGGAUCCUGCAGCAGCAGUGGCAAUCAUAACAGAACCUGAAACCGUAGAUGCGGAUCCUCCGGCAGCAGCAUUGGAAAUCACUCCAGCAGCAGAAACCGUAGCUGUGGAUCCUCCGGCAGCAGCAUUGGAAAUCAUUCCAGACGCAGAAACCGUAGCUGUGGAUCCUCCCGCACCAGUGGAAAUCAUUCCGGAAACAGAAACUGUGGCUGUUGAUCCUGCUCCUCCAGCAGCAGUGGAAAUCACUCCAGCAGCAGAAACUGUAGCUGUGGAUCCUCCAGCAGCAGUGGAAAUCAUUACAGAACCUGAAACCGUAGCUGUGGAUCCUACGGCAGCAGCAUUGGAAAUCAUUCCAGACGCAGAAACCGUAGCUGUGGAUCCUCCCGCACCAGUAGAAAUCAUUCCGGAAACAGAAACUGUGGCUGUUGAUCCUGCUCCUCCAGCAGCAGUGGAAAUCACUCCAGCAGCAGAAACUGUAGCUGUGGAUCCUCCAGCAGCAGCGGAAAUCAUUCCGGAAACGGAAAUCGUAGCUGUGGAUCCUCCGGCAGCAGCAUUGGAAAUCAUUCCGGAAACAGAAACUGUUGCUGUUGAUCCUGCUCCUCCAGCAGCAGUGGAAAUCACUCCAGCAGCAGAAACUUUAGCUGUGGAUCCUCCAGCAGCAGUGGAAAUCAUUACAGAACCUGAAACCGUAGCUGUGGAUCCUACGGCAGCAGCAUUGGAAAUCAUUCCAGACGCAGAAACCGUAGCUGUGGAUCCUCCGGCAGCAGCAUUGGAAAUCAUUCCAGACGCAGAAACGGUAGCUGUGGAUCCUCCCGCACCAGUGGAAAUCAUUCCGGAAACAGAAACUGUUGCUGUUUAUCCUGCUCCUCCAGCAGCAGUGGAAAUCACUCCAGCAGCAGAAACUGUAGCUGUGGAUCUUCCAGCAGCAGUGGAAAUCAUUACAGAACCUGAAACCGUAGCUGUGGAUCCUCCGGCAGCAGCGUUGGAAAUCAUUCCAGACGCAGAAACCGUAGCUGUGGAUCCUCCUGCACCAGUGGAAAUCAUUCCGGAAACAGAAACUGUUGCUGUUGAUCCUGCUCCUCCAGCAGCAGUGGAAAUCACUCCAGCAGCAGAAACUGUAGCUGUGGAUCCUGCAGCAGCAGUGGCAAUCAUAACAGAACCUGAAACCGUAGUUGCGGAUCAUCCGGCAGCAGCAUUGGAAAUCACUCCAGCAGCAGAAACCGUAGCUGUGGAUCCUCCGGCAGCAGCAUUGGAAAUCAUUCCGGAAACAGAAACUGUUGCUGUUGAUCCUGCUCCUCCAGCAGCAGUGGAAAUCACUCCAGCAGCAGAAACUGUAGCUGUGGAUCCUCCAGCAGCAGUGGAAAUCAUUACAGAACCUGAAACCGUAGCUGUGGAUCCUACGGCAGCAGCGUUGGAAAUCAUUCCAGACGCAGAAACCGUAGCUGUGGAUCCUCCCGCACCAGUGGAAAUCAUUCCGGAAACAGAAACUGUGGCUGUGGAUCCUGCUCCUCCAGCAGCAGAAACUGUAACUGUGGAUCCUCCAGCAGCAGCGGAAAUCAUUCCGGAAACGGAAAUCGUAGCUGUGGAUCCUCCGGCAGCAGCAUUGGAAAUCAUUCCAGACGCAGAAACGGUAGCUGUGGAUCCUCCCGCACCAGUAGAUAUAAUUACGGAAACAGAAACUGUUGCUGUUGAUCCUGCUCCUCCAGCAGCAGAAACUGUAGCUGUGAAUCCUCCAGCAGCAGCGGAAAUCAUUCCCGAAACGGAAAUCGUAGCUGUGGAUCCUCCAGCAGCAGCAUUGGAAAUCAUUCCGGAAACAGAAACUGUUGCUGUUGAUCCUGCUCCUCCAGCAGCAGUGGAAAUCACUCCAGCAGCAGAAACUGUAGCUGUGGAUCCUCCAGCAGCAGUGGAAAUCAUUACAGAACCUGAAACCGUAGCUGUGGAUCCUACGGCAGCAGCAUUGGAAAUCAUUCCGGAAACAGAAACCGUAGCUGUGGAUCCUCCUGCACCAGUGGAAAUCAUUCCGGAAACCGAAACUGUUGCUGUUGAUCCUGCUCCUCCAGGAGCAGUGGAAAUCACUCCAGCAGCAGAAACUGUAGCUGUGGAUCCUCCAUCAGCAGCGGAAAUCAUUUCGGAAACGGAAAUCGUAGCUGUGGAUCCUCCGGCAGCAGCAUUGGAAAUCAUUCCAUAUGCAGAAACCGUAGCUGUGGAUUCUUCCGCACCAGUGGAAAUCCUUCCGGAAACACAAACUGUGGCUGUUGAUCCUGCUCCUCCAGCAGCAUUGGAAAUCACUCCAGCAGCAGAAACUGUAGCUGUGGAUCCUUCAGCAGCAGCGGAAAUCAUUCCGGAAACGGAAACCGUAGCUGUGGAUCCUCCAGCAGCGGUGGAAAUCAUGUCAGAAACAGCAACCGUAGCUGUGGAUCCGGCAGCUGCAUUGGAAUUCACUCAAGCCGCAGAAACCGUAGCCGUGGAUCCUUCCGCACCAGUGGAAAUCCUUCCGGAAACACAAACUGUGGCUGUUGAUCCUGCUCCUCCAGCAGCAGUGGAAAUCACUCCAGCCGCAGAAACUGUAGCUGUGGAUCCUUCAGCAGCAGCGGAAAUCAUUCCGGAAACGGAAAUCGUAGCUGGGGAACCUCCGGCAGCAGCAUUGGAAAUCAUUCCAGAUGCAGAAACCGUAGCUGUGGAUCUUUCCGCACCAGUGAAAAUCCUUCCGGAAACACAAACUGUGGCUGUUGAUCCUGCUCCUCCAGCAGCAGUGGAAAUCACUCCAGCAGCAGAAACUGUAGCUGUGGAUCCUUCAGCAGCAGCGGAAAUCAUUCCGGAAACGGAAAUCAUAGCUGUGGAUCCUCCAGCAGCAGUGGAAAUCAUGUCAAAAACAGCAACCGUAGCUGUGGAUCCGGCAGCUGCAUUGGAAUUCACUCAAGCCGCAGAAACCGUAGCCGUGGAUCCUUCCGCACCAGUGGAAAUCCUUCCGGAAACACAAACUGUGGCUGUUGAUCCUGCUCCUCCAGCAGCAGUGGAAAUCACUCCAGCCGCAGAAACUGUAGCUGUGGAUCCUUCAGCAGCAGCGGAAAUCAUUCCGGAAACGGAAAUCGUAGCUGGGGAACCUCCGGCAGCAGCAUUGGAAAUCAUUCCAGAUGCAGAAACCGUAGCUGUGGAUCUUUCCGCACCAGUGGAAAUCCUUCCGGAAACACAAACUGUGGCUGUUGAUCCUGCUCCUCCAGCAGCAGUGGAAAUCACUCCAGCAGCAGAAACUGUAGCUGUGGAUCCUCCAGCAGCAGUGGAAAUCAUUACAGAACCUGAAACCGUAGCUGUGGAGCCUCCGGCAGCAGCAUUGGAAAUCAUUUCAGAAACAGAAACCGUAGCUGUGGAUCCUCCCGUACCAGUGGAAAUCAUUCCGGGAACAGAAACGGUUGCUGUUGAUCCUGCUCCUCCAGCAGCAGAGGAAAUCACUCCAGCAGCAGAAACGGUAGCUGUGAAUCCUCCAGCAGCUGUGGAAGAUGUAGAAACCGUAUCUGUGGAUCCUCCAGAAGCAGUUGAAAUCAUUCCAGUCACAGAAAACGUAGCUGUGGAUCCUCCUGCAGCAUUGGAAAUCACUCCAGCAGCAGAAACUGUAGCUGUGGAUCCUCCAGCAGCAGUGGAAAUCAUUACAGAACCUGAAACCGUAGCUGUGGAUCCUACGGCAGCAGCAUUGGAAAUCAUUCCAGAUGCAGAAACCGUAGCUGUGGAUCCUUCCGCACCAGUGGAAAUCAUUCCGGAAACAGAAACUGUGGCUGUUGAUCCUGCUCCUCCAGCAGCAGUGGAAAUCACUCUAGCAGCAGAAACUGUAGCUGUGGAUUCUUUAGCAGCAGUGGAAAUCAUUACAGAACCUGAAACCGUAGCUGUGGAGCCUCCGGCAGCAGCAUUGGAAAUCAUUCCGGAAACAGAAACCGUAGCUGUGGAUCCUCCUGCACCAGUGGAAAUCAUUCCGGAAACAGAAACUGUUGCUGUUGAUCCUGCUCCUCCAGCAGCAGAAACUGUAUCUGUGGAUCCUCCAUCAGCAGCGGAAAUCAUUCCGGAAACGGAAAUCGUAGCUGUGGAUCCUCCGGCAGCAGCAUUGGAAAUCAUUCCAGAUGCAGAAACCGUAGCUGUGGAUCCUUCCGCACCAGUGGAAAUCCUUCCGGAAACACAAACUGUUGCUGUUGAUCAUGCUCCUCCAGCAGCAUUGGAAAUCACUCCAGCAGCAGAAACUGUAGCUGUGGAUCCUUCAGCAGCAGCGGAAAUCAUUCCGGAAACGGAAAUCGUAGCUGUGGAUCCGCCAGCUGCAUUGGAAAUCAUUACCGAACCUGAAACCGUAGCUGUGGAUCCCCCAGCAGCAGUGGAAAUCAUGUCAGAAACAACAACCAUAGCUGUGGAUCCGGCAGCAGCUGUGGAAGAUGUAGAAAACGUUUCUUUGGAUCCUCCUGCAGCAGUGGGAAUCAUUCCGGAAACAGAAACUGUUGCUGUUGAUCCUUCUCCUCCAGCAGUAGUGGAAAUCAUUGCAGGGACAGAAUCGGUGGUUUUGGAUCCUACCGGUGCAGUGGAAUUCAUUCCGGAGACACAAACUAAAGCUGUGGAAAUACCAGCUGUUGAAGUGGAGGCUAAGAGCGUUUCAGACCUUGGUCCGAAUGCUUUAAUCGACGAUACGCAGUUGUUAAAUUGUGUUCCGAAACCGCUUAAAGAGUCAGAUAACAUGGACACAGCAUUAUUGGAACCAUCAUCGGAAUGCGUUCCAGCGCAAACAUCCGUAGAAUACACUAAGAGCGAUAGUUCCGCUCUAGGUUCCAUUGCUGAGCGAGAGGUCAAGAAGUGGUACAAUGCCGUCGAAAUGCCCAACAACCCUUAUGCGCCCGAGGCUCUGAAGCAGCGUAUCAGUGGCACCCAGGAGCGGUACAUGGAUGUGCCAAAUAUCAGUCCCAGUGCCGAGCAGAAGGCUCUGGCCGCCGCCCUCACUGAAGAUGGCGAUCCGGCGCCACCUUCAACCGACUACAAACGCUACAGCCGCGACUACUACAUCAACAAUGCCCCCAAUGGCACAGAAGUAAACGGAAUCGUACGGAGAGCAUCGUCCGGCGCAGAGAAGCAGCCGUCCGCAGAGGAUGUUGAGCAGGACAUAGUUAUCACCGAGGCGGCUCAAAACGCAAGCACAACUGCAAUAGAGCAGGAUAAGGAACAGGAAUCAGUUGCGGCUAACGUUUACACGGCCUUGCCAGCUCAGGUAUUUGACGAUUUGCUAGAGACCCAGUCGAACCCAUCGCUUCACUCCCUGCAAACAACGACAACCACCAGCGAUGAAUCCGAAACGGUGCGCGUCUACGACUUUAACAAGCAGGAGACCACGGUCAUCAGACCUGCCCCUGCGGAGCAGCAGCCGAGCUCCUCCACGACAUCAUCCAUGGAGUCAGCUCAGAGCGCGUCGGUGUCCUCUUCCUCCAUAGACGCAUCUGUGUCCAAAAAGCGUGAGCGACCAGUUGUCCUACAGUUUGGCCCUGCCGACUCGGUGCCCACAAUCGGUUCGCCAGUGAACACCCCCACAAGAGGCUCAACGCCCCCGGCAUUCCGCUUUCUCCAGCCAAAACGACGCCUCAUCGAGCCGAGUCAAGUGCUGUCUGUGGACGAAGAUGAUGUGAUGGAGCCUAAUACACCCGUCGCCGAGAAGCCCGCCGUAGAAGAUGAGGUGGUGCAUGCAAUGCCGUCAGUGAAAGCUCUGGCCCAGGCCUUCCUCUUGACUAGCAAAGCCCAACAAGCCGAGCGACGAUGGCGAUCAAAGGUUCGGCUAUCCUUACCAGCUGAUACGUCAGACAAGUCUCCUACCUCCCUGGCACGGCGACACAAGCUGGAGCAUGCUGUUUCCAUGGCAGAGGUAGCCGAUGAAUCCACGAUCGCCUCUGACUUAUCAUCCCUCGAAACGGAUCCAUCUAUUCAAUCGGACGGUUCCACGAACCCACCUAUCGCCUCUCCUGUGACCCCAGUCCCCGUACGUCAUGGCUUUCUCCGGAGCAAUAUUGCUUUCUUUGAGAACUUAAAGUUUAAGUGAAUAAGCGAAGGGGAUGAGAUGUGCCUCCAUUGGUGGAUAUUCCUUGAGUAAUAUGCACGGUAAUGGUAAAGCACUCCACGUAUCGUCACCAAAAAUUAUGUGCCAUGGCCAUGGCCAGCAUUUCCCAGCCAGAGACCUACCACACACACACAACAAUGUACUUAACUUCAAUUGUUACUUGUAGUCCGUAUUUAUUAUUAAUAACUAUUAUAUCCAUGGAUACUAUUUUUUUAGCCCUAAGAUAUGUAUUAUGUAUGUAUUUACUUAUAAGGCGUAACAGAGCUAUUUAAAGUUUUACCAAGAAAUGUUACAUUUUACCCGUACGUGUUUAACUGUUGCAUACUUCUAAUCAAUAAAUCUUACAUAGACUCAAAGCUCUUUUGGAGUUCUCACAACUGAAAUUCACAACAGACGAAUAUACAUAGAUUUGGGAUCGAUGUAGAGAUUGG
Molecule: messenger RNA, 10219 nt
Organism: Drosophila persimilis
Lineage: Eukaryota; Metazoa; Arthropoda; Insecta; Diptera; Drosophilidae
Gene: M7BP
Product: titin
Exons: 18
Coding region: 696-9770 (3024 amino acids)
Source: RefSeq, a predicted model, not a curated record